Hevea brasiliensis (rubber tree) is the source of this 2934-nucleotide messenger RNA. RefSeq lists its product as uncharacterized. Gene Ontology annotation, molecular function: GTPase activator activity. Bases 369 to 2849 code for a protein of 826 amino acids. Gene Ontology annotation, biological process: activation of GTPase activity. The record is from RefSeq and is a predicted model, not a curated record. The transcript has 6 exons. NCBI's taxonomy places the organism in Eukaryota, Viridiplantae, Streptophyta, Magnoliopsida, Malpighiales, Euphorbiaceae.
CUCACAACAACCUACCAAAAGGUCAAGCACGCCCUCUGCUUCUUCUCUCUGCUAACAAAUUUGUUAUUUUCUUCUCUUCUUUUUCUUCUUUUUCUCUGUGUCUUUUACCAGCAACCAAUAAUUUAUAACCUUAUUAUAUAAAUUUCUUCCUCUUCUUAUCUUCUUAUAGGUGGAAGACUCAAGUCUCUCCAUUUUCUCUUUCUUCCCCUAAAUUCUAUGAGAUUUCAGUUUCUACCCACUAAUUCUUGAUUCCUCCUCUUGUUUCUUGUUCUGGGUUUUUCUCAGUGCAAUUCCUUUUUCUGUCUCUCUUUCUUGUCUAAGCUGUACAUAUUCUUAUUCUCAAGGUUGGUUAUAAUUAGCUCAUACUUAUGUCUCCAGCUGCAAUUGAGAGAACAAUGCUGGAAUCCGCAUGUUCAAAGUCCAGUGCAGAGAGUCGUCGUUGUUUUGCAAAUCUUAGAGGGGUUCAAUGGCGUAUAGAUCUUGGGAUUCUGCCUUCUCCCUCUUCUUCUACGAAUGACGAUCUUCGCAGAGUCACUGCCGAUUCUCGUAGGAGAUAUGCUUCUUUAAGACGGUGUAUGCUGGUUGAUCCACAUUUGCCAAAGGAUGGAAGUAAUUCUGCUGACCUUGCUAUAGACAACCCAUUAUCACAAAACCCAGAUAGUACCUGGGGACGCUUCUUUCGGAAUGCAGAACUAGAAAAAACAGUUGACACGGAUUUAUCACGUUUAUAUCCAGAACAUGGGAACUAUUUCCAGUCUCCUGGAUGUCAGGGAAUGUUAAGAAGAAUUUUGUUAUUGUGGUGCCUUAGACAUCCUGAGUAUGGUUAUAGACAAGGAAUGCAUGAACUUUUGGCUCCCUUAUUAUAUGUUCUACACGUUGAUGUGGAGCUACUCUCUAAAGUGCGGAAGCAGUAUGAAGACCAUUUUACGGACAAAUUUGAUGGUUUAUCAUUUCAAGAUAAUGAUCUCAUGUACAACUUUGAUUUCAAAAAGUAUUUAGAUUCCAUGGAAGAUGAGAUUGGUUCUCAUGGUAAUGCCGCCAAAGUUGGGAGUCUUGAUGAGCUUGAUCCUGAGAUACAAACCAUUGUAUUGCUAAGUGAUGCUUAUGGAGCUGAAGGUGAAUUGGGAAUUGUUUUGUCUGAGAAAUUUAUGGAACAUGAUGCUUAUUGUAUGUUUGAUUCUUUGAUGAAUGGGGCUUAUGGUGCAGUUGCCAUGGCACAAUUUUUCUCUCCAUCCCCUGCAGGAGGGUCACAUUCUGGGUUACCUCCUGUUAUUGAAGCUUCUGCUGCAUUGUACCAUUUGCUGUCUGUUGUUGAUUCAUCUUUAUACAGCCACCUUAUUGAGCUUGGUGUUGAGCCACAGUACUUUGCACUUCGCUGGUUGCGGGUUUUAUUUGGACGAGAAUUUUCACUUGAAAACCUCUUAUUAAUAUGGGAUGAAAUAUUUGCAGCAGAUAAAAAUAAAUUAGAGAAAGGUGCAGAAGAUGAUGUGGUUUCCACUUUUGGUGUUUUUAGUUCACCACAGGGAGCAUUGAUCUCGGCUUUUGCAGUUUCUAUGAUACUUUAUUUGAGAUCUUUACUGCUUGCAACUGAAAAUGCUACUACCUGUCUCCAGAGGCUAUUGAAUUUUCCAGAGAAUAUAGAUCUGAGAAAACUUGUAGAUAAGGCAAAAUCUUUACAGGCUCUUGCAUUGGGGCCUAGUACCUCUUUCUUCUCUCCUCGUUUUGGUGAGGCUUAUAACCAUAAUAAGUCAAUGGCGGUGAGAAGUCAUACUCUUUCAUGUGAUUCUGUUUCUCCAAAAACUCCUCUAAACAUGGUGCCUGAAAGCUAUUGGGAAGAAAAGUGGAGAGUUUUGCACAAAGCAGAAGAACUCAAGGAUGGUAGUUCAGGGAAGCAAAAUCCAACCUCAAAAAAAGGAUGGACAGAAAAAGUAAGAUUGACUCUAUCUAGAACAGCAUCUGACCCAUCUCCAGCAAAAGUUGGUCGUGGCAAGGACCAUAAGCCAUAUGUUAGGCGCCAUUUGCUUGAAGAUUUAUCUCGUGAACUUGGCUUCGAUGAAGAUUCUGAGAAAGCAGGCUGUGAUGGAGUUUCCGGUCAGAAGGACCAUAUCUGUGCAGCAGUUGGGGUGGAGGAUCGGGAUUGUCUAAAUAAGUACUUCACUUGUGCAGCUGAGGAGAGAUGUCCGAGUGGAAAUGCUGGCAGUGAGGAAAACUCAUCUGUAUUCUCAGACCCCUCUAGUCCUCUCAGUGGUGCCAACAAUCAUGAAAAUGACUCAGAGAAAAGUAGUGUUGCAUCGAAUUUGUCAGUUGAUGAAACAGAUGAUCAUCCUGAGGUUAUCCAAGAAGAUGCAACACUUCCUGUUUCCCAUCUCCCCAAUGACGCCACUCUAAUUUCUGGGAGCAACAAUGAAACAACUGAAAAGUCUGUGACAGCUCCGAAGGAGCGGAAGCUUCUUUCUGGUAAAUUCCAAUGGUUUUGGAAGUUUGGACGGAGUAAUGUUGACGAGGAGACAUGUGAAAAAGGAAGUGGGGCAAUUGAUGUUACAAAAUCUGCCAAUGAUGCUGGUACUCAGAGCAGUGCAAUAUGCUCUUCCGUUGAUGGAUCUUGCAAUUCUUACAGUAGUACAAAAGGAGAUGUUGUGGACCAGAAUAUGAUGGGUACUUUGAGGAAUCUUGGCCACUCUAUGCUAGAACAUAUUCAGGUUAUAGAGUUAGUUUUCCAGCAAGACAGGGGUCAGGUAGGGUCAUUGGAAAAUUUCUCUAAAAACGUUAUAGUUGGCAAAGGACAAGUUACAGCCAUGACAGCUCUUAAGGAGCUUCGAAAAAUCAGCAAUCUUCUAUCUGAAAUGUGACUUGAGCUUUUAGCUACAUAUGUAUAUACUUUUUAUAAUUACUAUUCUUUUAGUGUACAAUAAAGCUAGUUUCUGGCUUCUCUUA